AUGCCACAACAAUUUACGAAAGCUACCUUCCAAAUCGAAAACGGACCCUCUUACGAAGGUAUCUCGUUUGGCGCGCCGCAGUCUGCCGCCGGUGAAACUGUAUUCACCACCUCGCUCGUCGGAUACCCAGAGUCAAUGACGGACCCAUCUUACAAGGGUCAGAUUCUGGUGUUCACUCAGCCUCUCAUUGGUAACUACGGUGUGCCUUCUGGCGAAGCUCGCGACGAGCUCAACUUACUCAAGUACUUCGAAAGUCCAAACGCUCACGUCGUCGGAAUUGUCGUCGCUGAAUACGCCUGGAAGUAUUCGCACUGGACUGCUGUUCAAUCGUUGUCCGAAUGGUGUAUCAAGGAGGGCGUCGCGGCCAUCACAGGUGUCGAUACCCGUAGCGUCGUCCAAUACUUGCGUGAACAGGGAUCUUCGCUUGGCCGUAUCGUAGUAGACGACGGUCAAGCCGCUCCAGCGUACAUUGACACCAUGAAAGCUCAUUUGGUAGCUCAGGUGUCUACCAAACAGCCAUACUAUAUUGCCGCUGGCGCCGGCGCCAGUGCCAACGUUGCUUUGAUCGACUGUGGUGUUAAGGAAAACAUAGUCCGUUGUUUGGCUGCCCGUGGUGCUAACGUCACGGUCUUCCCACACGACUACCCAAUCCAGGACGUUGCACUACAGUUUGACGGUAUUUUCAUCUCCAACGGCCCUGGUGACCCCAAGUUGUGUGGCGCUACCGUCGACAACCUAAAGCAUCUCUUGGAAGAACCACAGUUCGAGCAACUUCCCAUAUUUGGCAUCUGUAUGGGUCAUCAAUUGCUAGCGCUUGCUGCGGGUGCCACUGCUGUCAAGAUGAAGUAUGGUAACAGAGCCCACAACAUCCCAGCGUUGGACUUGACCACUGGCCAGUGUCAUAUUACUUCGCAGAACCAUGGCUACGCGAUUGAUGUUGAGUCCCUACCGAAGAACAGCUUCAAGUCUUAUUUCGUCAACCUCAACGACAGCUCCAACGAAGGUCUCAUUCACUGCACCAGACCAGUGUUUUCUACUCAGUUCCACCCUGAGGCCAAGGGUGGUCCUAUGGAUACCGCAGUGUUGUUUGACAAAUACUUCAACAACAUCGCUACAUACCAAAAGAACAGGAACUCUAACGCCAAGACAUCAAUCAAAUUUGAACUUCCAGUUCAGUCUAUGGCUAGUGAAAGAGUGUUUUAG
Molecule: messenger RNA, 1203 nt
Organism: Lachancea nothofagi CBS 11611
Lineage: Eukaryota; Fungi; Ascomycota; Saccharomycetes; Saccharomycetales; Saccharomycetaceae
Source: the annotation of a GenBank genome assembly